Dunckerocampus dactyliophorus (ringed pipefish) is the source of this 1550-nucleotide messenger RNA. RefSeq lists its product as uncharacterized. NCBI's taxonomy places the organism in Eukaryota, Metazoa, Chordata, Actinopteri, Syngnathiformes, Syngnathidae. The transcript is spliced from 4 exons. The record is from RefSeq and is a predicted model, not a curated record. Bases 8 to 1126 code for a protein of 372 amino acids.
UUUCAUCAUGUCGUCAGAAGGAGCUCGCGGUACUCAUUUCUGGGGCGAAGAGGAGGCCGUGUUUUUGCUUCAGCAGCUGAAAGAACUCAACAUUUUGAAGUGCCUCGACGGACGAAAAACCAGAAAUGGAGAAGUAUUUAAAAAGGUGGCGAAAAAAAUGGAGAACGCAGGCUUCAUUCGGACUCCCGAGCAGAUAAGAGUGAAAUGGAAACGCAUGAAGCGGAUUUACUUCAUAACCAAAAAGGACAGUAAAAGAAGUGGACACAACUCAGUUUCGUGUCCACACUAUGAGCUUCUCGAAGACCUUCUGGGAGGACGAACGUUGUCUCAAACGCUGGCGCAUGGCUUGGACGUUGGAUUUGGGGCUUCCGUUUCAGCGAGUGUUCCAGAAGACCAGGGAGAGCCAACUGAUGAUCCAGAGAAGCAUCCAGACGAAGGGGCUGCUGUCAAAAUGGAAGGGACUGCUGAAACAGAAGAACGGGAAACUGCUAGUGCCCCUGUUUCCAAGACGAGUACUCGCACAGGCACUUUUGCGAUGUUUGGUGAAAGGCAAAGACACAGGGGGCGGCGGUCUGACGUGGAGCGGUUUACAUCCAGCAUGGAGAGACUCCAGGCUGUCUUGGUGGACCAGCUACGGCAGAGUCAAGAAAUGCAGGAAAGGCUGGUGAAUUCCAUCCUCCAGAGCAACGAGUCGAUGGUGUCGGCUCUUCUUGAAGGCAUCCAAAGUCUAAGACCACGUCCCCCGGAUCACCGAGGAGGAAAAGACAUCCAGCAGCUGAAUGGUCAUCAAGAAGAACGUGCCCCUCAGCCGCAGGGGGGGACCCCCACUUUGAAGCAGGAGGAGCCCCAGCCCCCCGACGUUAAAGAGGAAGUGGAGGAGCUCUGGCUCACUCAGGAGGGAGAGCGUUUUCUGGGGCCAGAGGAGGCUGACCUCACCAAGAUGCCUGUGAAGACUGAGGACCACAAAGACAAACCGCCCGAGUCCUUACGCCUUCAUCAUAGUCCCCAUGAUUGGAACAGAGAGGCGGAGCCUCCAAGCAACAUUUCACAACUCGUGAAAACAGAAGCUGAUGGAGGCGACUGUGGAGGAUCACACAUAGACCUCUUAGCGCCGCUAUCAGAUUGAAUGCAAACAUGCGGACUCGUACUGGACGAUAUGCGGCUCAACAUUUGCUCAAAAGAAAACUUUGCCCGUUCACGUGUGUGGUGCCGAUUUGACAGCGCACAUGCGGUCAUGCAAUGGCGAAGAAACAUUUUCUUGAAGAAACAAAAACAAAUAAGUAGCACAUACGGUAGUUACUAUACUGUAGUUUGUAGCCUGCAUAAUGCCUGCUGAGGAAGAUGGCUGCCCUUCCCUGACUUUUUGUUAGGUUUGACUUUUCUUGCAGUUACUUUUUCCUUGCCUCUGUUGCCAAACUGCUUAUUCAUGUGGAGUUUGGUGUUUUUUGUAAAUGGGUAGAACGUUCCCUGAGAUAAUGUAUGUUGUUGCUGUUGUUGUUGUUGUUAAAUGGUGUAAAUAAAAUUGAUUUCCUAGAUUUGGUCCAACUUUU